CGAAAGUACUUGGCGUUACUCAAUUGUCAACUUGGUUUCCACUUCGUUCGCAGCUCAGAAGACCACCAACGACCGCUUGUCUCGGUACAGUUGGCCAUCGCCUCCCCGAAUUGUACGAGGUCUCCCUCCGAGCUCCAGAGAUGAACUCCUGACAACCUGAAUGAAAACAUGUCCGCGAUCAGUUCUCUCCCGCGCGGAGUCAGCGACACACUCAAGACAAUCCUCAAUACAACGGCUGCUGCUCUCGAUCACUACACAGCCGUCGUCAUUUCUGCCACAUGGUUCUUCAUCUGCUCACUCUUCUUCAGGUGGUCGAGAACUCCCACAGUCAGCAAGAUGACAGCUCCUGAUCGAGCACAAGGAAAACAUUUACCAGAUUUCAGAGCGAUGACUUGUAAGGAAAAGGCACGCAAUCAACAACACCAGAACGGCCGUGUAGAGCUCGUGUGGGCGACGGGCAAGGCGGAUACUGGACAAGCAACACUCGAUCGCAUGAGACCUGUUCAAAUUCUGCUCAAGGUCAUCAUUGUGGUCGCUGCAGGAUACUUCCUCGCUGUCCGCUUCGGCUCACAUCUCCUGCAGUACACAUUGUACGUCGUCACAGACAUCAGAAUCAUUGCUUACUUCUGUAUUCUGGCUGUCGUCUUCACCUGGCUCCGCGAUCGCGGAUUGGUUCGAGAUCCUUGCUGGUGCUACGGAAUUUAAGGCACAGGUACAUCAUCAACGCUACCUAUGGAGAGAAGCAUGCCAAGAAACUUGUCGAACCGAGUUGUUGCGCGAUUUCAAAUUGAGGCUAGGCGAUUUGCAUUCCGACAUCUGGUGUAGACAAAGGGCAAGCGGAAAACUCUUCAAUCACAGCC
Molecule: messenger RNA, 860 nt
Organism: Cercospora beticola
Lineage: Eukaryota; Fungi; Ascomycota; Dothideomycetes; Mycosphaerellales; Mycosphaerellaceae
Source: RefSeq, a predicted model, not a curated record